AUGUUGGCUACGAAGUAUUCAUUGACUGAGCAUAGACGAAUGCAGAUCAGCCUCGGUGCGAGCAAGCGUUCUAUACAGUGCACUGGAGUCCGUCGUGCGAGACAGAGGGGUAUCGUAGCAGCGAAUCCAAAUCCUUCCUUCAGUUUGAAGACUUUGAAAGUAAAUGUUGCAAAAGCUGUUGUAGAUUUGGCUCCAGGAGAAGCGGGUUUGAGGCUUCUAUCACGGGCUUUUCCUUCAAAGAUUCGCGGUACCUUCGAUGGUCUCUUAUCUAGUUAUAAAAGUCAGCUAUUAGUGGCUUUAGGUGAUGACGAUCGAGCUGCCACUGCCGUCACGAGUAUAUUCAAAGACAUGAUUAAGGCUUACGCAGAGCAACUUCUUGGAGAGUCGUAUACGUUCCCUUCUUUUCACCGAGCAAUUCGCGAGCCUUUUGACUACUAUCAGAUGGCCAACGCAUACAUCGGCUCGUUGAUCGACUUCGACCGAUCAAUCCUUCGGUAUUCAUCAAGGUGGUCAAAGGUGCAACAACAGCUAGAAGCCGGUGAAAAUGUCGUAUUUUUGGGAAAUCAUCAGAGCGAGGGGGACGCUGCUUUUAUCCCGCUCCUUACCGAAGUGUCCCACCCGGGCCUUGGCGAGCAAGUCAUUUAUGUCGCAGGCGGACGCGUUGUGAGUGAUCUGCUCGCCAAACCUUUCAGCAUGGGGAAAAAUUUGUUGUGCGUUGUUUCAAAAAAGCACAUGGACGAAGAUGCGGCAAAAAAAUCAGCACAAAUGAAACAAAAUCUCACCACACUGAAAGAAAUGCAAUUGUUGUUAAACAAAGGUGGUGCCUUGAUAUGGAUCGCACCUGCAGGUGGUCGGGAUCGGCGCAAGCCAGAUGGUACCUUAAUUCCAGAUGAAUUUGAUCCCCAAGCAGUUGAGAUGAUGCGUAAACUUGGGACAAAGAAAACGUCUGCGCUUACACAUUUUUAUCCUUUGGCUAUGGCUACAUACGAUAUAAUGCCUCCCCCUGCCACUACAGAAAAGGAGCUUGGUGAAAAACGUGUUGUCAACUAUACCGGAGUUGGCUUAUCUUUGGGCGAGGAAAUCGACGUUUCAGAUGCAGGAGAGUGGCGAAAAGAAAUAGCUGCUGGCGAGGACAUGGACGAGGCGAAGCAACUUUCCACUUACAUUUGGCGUCAAGUUCUAUCAGAAUACUUGGAAAUAGAUGCCUGCAAUGUUCCCGGGGGGGAGACUCUCCCUCUUCCUGCGGAUAGCUUGAGACCGGUGAGGCCACCCUCUGUCCCAAAAUUCUGA
Molecule: messenger RNA, 1290 nt
Organism: Ostreococcus lucimarinus CCE9901
Lineage: Eukaryota; Viridiplantae; Chlorophyta; Mamiellophyceae; Mamiellales; Bathycoccaceae
Gene: GpaT
Product: Glycerol-3-phosphate acyltransferase, probable
Exons: 1
Coding region: 1-1290 (429 amino acids)
Biological process (GO): glycerophospholipid metabolic process
Molecular function (GO): glycerol-3-phosphate O-acyltransferase activity
Source: RefSeq, a predicted model, not a curated record